Cyclocybe aegerita is the source of this 1434-nucleotide messenger RNA. NCBI's taxonomy places the organism in Eukaryota, Fungi, Basidiomycota, Agaricomycetes, Agaricales, Hemipholiotaceae. The record is from the annotation of a GenBank genome assembly.
AUGACGCCGCCCUCGCAUGCCCUGCCCCCCACUGCAGCUAGUCACUGCACGCGUGAGCUGCCCGUGAUCGCCAGCACACGCUCCCUCCAGCACCCCCGCACCCCCAUUCCCAUCCGUUCGCCCCUCCGCCUCCCCUCCGAGCAGGGCAUGUCCCCGAAGAAGAUCCACGAAGUCACCCGCAUGGCCACCUACAUCGUCCGCCUCCUCCGAGCCAACGCCCUUCCCCCCGAUGUCCGCAUCGUCGACGUUGGUGCAGGCCAGGGUUACCUCACUCGUGCCCUGAAAUCCCACCUUCCCAAUGCACACAUCCUCGCCCUCGAUGCGGAUGAGGAGCAGACGAGAGGUGCGCAGAAGUGGGAACAGCGCCUCCUCCCGAACGCGGCGCUGCCGAUCGCACACAAGACCGUGCUCAUCACCCCCCGGAACCUCGUUCGUGUCAUCGAUCAAUGGGUGGGGGAGGAAAACGAACCAGCCCAACUCGAUGCGCCGGUCCCCGUGCUGCUCGUCGCCCUCCACGCAUGCGGCUCGCUCACCCCCGACGUCCUCCGUGCGUACCUCGCCUCCGUACAUAACCCCGACUCCAGCCCCGCCUGGACCCCCGUCGGUGUGGUUGCGGUAGGAUGCUGUUAUAAUCUGAUGACUCCCGGAGACUUCCCCCUAUCUCGCGCCUACCGUGCAUACAAGCCUUUGCUCAGCCUCCCACCGUCGGCGUUCCACCUCGCCGCGCAAAUUCCGUCAGAAUGGCUCCUGCCUCCGUCGAAGGACGCGCCAGAUGCACCGCGAAAGCCUCUUCCGUCUGUAGAGCUAGCUGUGCGCAAAGUCACCUGGCGAGCGCUGCUCGGACGGGUGUUGAAGACCGCCAGUCCAAUCGAUUCCUCUUCCCCACACGAUACCUCAGCCAAUUCUCCCUCCAUCACAACCAAGAAAACAGCGACAGUCCCCGCCCAUUGGCCACGCAGACCAGAGAACUGGCCCUUAUUCUCCUCCAACACCUCCAACACCACCUCUCUUGAAUCUUCCUCCAACACCUCCUCCAACACCUCCUCCAACACCUCCUCCAACACCUCAACACAACCAGACCUUGAACUCCAGCCUGAUCCCACCCUAGGCACAGGCUACACACCCUCGUGCGCCUCGGCAAGCUGCCCACGUCCGCAUACGCGUCCUGGGCCGCCUUCCUGUGCGCCGCUGAGCAGAGGUUGGGUGUGCGGUUUCCGGAAGGGGUAUUUGGGAUGCCUGUUGGUCUCGACUCUGAUUCGGACUUGCGCGAAGAGGAGAGUGGAAAGGGAGACGGAAAGAAAGAGGAACAGGAAAAGGAGAAAGAAGGGGUUAAAGAGCAAGAGGACGAUGACUGGCACGACCCCGCGCUCGAGCGCCACCUCGCCGCCCUGCACGUCCUCCGCUGCCUCCUGGGCCCGCUCGUGGAGAAUGUGA